Molecule: messenger RNA, 1094 nt
Organism: Bufo gargarizans (Asiatic toad)
Lineage: Eukaryota; Metazoa; Chordata; Amphibia; Anura; Bufonidae
Product: N-formyl peptide receptor 2-like
Exons: 3
Coding region: 57-1094 (345 amino acids)
Biological process (GO): complement receptor mediated signaling pathway; positive regulation of cytosolic calcium ion concentration; inflammatory response
Cellular component (GO): plasma membrane
Molecular function (GO): N-formyl peptide receptor activity; complement receptor activity
Source: RefSeq, a predicted model, not a curated record
AAGAAGCGUAACAGGAAAAGUAGCAGAAAGAAGACUUUGUUAGGUAAAAAUUCAGGAUGAAUACCAAUGAUUUAAACCUGACCUUUUUUUAUACAACUCCAGGUCACAGGUCAUAUUACGAAGACUAUGGAUACGUGUCGUAUUCUUAUACCAAAGCCAAGUUACUAAAGAUUACAGUUACUUUAUACAGCAUCUUUUUUGUUCUUGGGAUUAUCGGUAAUGGAUUAGUCAUCUGGAUUGCUGGAUUCAAGAUGAAGAAAUCAGUCAGCUCUGUUUGGUUCCUCAACUUGGCCAUUGCGGACUUCUUCUGCUGUGCUUCUCUUCCUCUGCGCAUUGCAGAGUGGAUUUACCUCAUCAUGUAUGACCAAGAUAGUGCAAUGAAUUGCAUAUUAAGCAUCAUUCUGUUCAAUCUAAACAUGAGCGCCAGUGUUCUUCUCUUAGUGGCCAUGAGUAUUGACCGCUUUGUAUCCGUCAUGUGGCCAUUUUGGGCUAAAGUUCAUAGGACACAAAAACUAGUUAGAAUCACUGCGGCAAUCAUUUGGGUGAUCAGUUUGCUCUUGACUGGUUUAGUGUUUUACUUAUACGGGUUGUAUUUUCAUGACUUAAGUGAAUGGUGUGCCCUGGCAUUUUAUUAUAUAUUUCACAAUAUCUAUAUAAUAAAAUGGACCAUUCGAUUAUUCAGGUUAGUUAUGAUGUUUGCAAUCCCCUUUCUCAUCAUCUUUAUCAGUUAUGUUAUCAUUUAUAUCAAAGUUAGAAAAAGUAAGAGAUCCCAGAGAUCUCGGAGACCCUACAGGAUCAUCACCGCUGUUAUAUUGUGUUUCUUUCUGUGUUGGUUUCCAUAUUACAUCUGGCCACUGAUACCAAUGUAUAAUAGACGUAACCUUCAAUUCUAUACAGUAAAUAUAAUCAUCAUCAACCUGGCUUGUCUUAACAGUUGCAUCAACCCAAUUAUUUAUGUUUUAAUUGGUCAAGUUUUUAAACCUGGUUUUCUGAGAUCUAUCCCCACCAGGCUAGAAAAAGCCUUAAGUGAACAUCCUAAUGAACUAUGCAGAGAACGAGAGGAUUGCGAACCUACUCAAAAUUUGGAUGUUUGA